Messenger RNA from Seminavis robusta, 2411 nucleotides. NCBI's taxonomy places the organism in Eukaryota, Bacillariophyta, Bacillariophyceae, Naviculales, Naviculaceae. The record is from the annotation of a GenBank genome assembly.
GUUUGGAACACUUGCGUUCACCCACCGUGAAUAAAAGCAACCCAAUGAAUUCAGCAAGCUUGCUAUAGAAGUUCACGUUUGCCACAUCUUCAGAGUAACCAGGGACAACUCUCCCACAAUAAAGAGAGCAGACACAAAGAAAAGAAAUUCGGCAGCAAGCCUUCGGUCUCCCACAACAAAGAAGGCAGAUUCAAAGAACAGAAAUCCAGCAGUAAGCCCCACACUGAGUACUGAGCAGUCACCAAGGAGAACAAGUGCUGGACUUCCUGGUGCAACAAAGGCAGCCCCACCCCAGCACAGCAGUGCAAGAGAACGUUUUUGUUAGAGAAACGAGGGAUUUCGUUCUUUCUUUCCCCCGCCCCGCCGGCUUUCGAUCACUUAAUGAACGGUAGGGUUAAGGGUAUAUCUUUUCAACCCGCGGAUCUUCCGUCUUGACGACGACAACCACAACGACAACACCACAACAAGGUACAUCAGCGACAGCACCCCCACACUACCGGUGUACCUUACUCCAUGGAGAGGAAGUGUUUGGUUUUCAAAGGGAAGUAAUUCUACUCUGAGCUAGCGGCAGAGCUGCGCAACUCAACUAUCUUGCUCAAAAUGGCGUCGUUCUGGACCGCUUCAGCAGCCCGAAGCAUCACAGCUGCAAAACAAGCCUCCAGCAGUGGACUCCUGUUUGCUGCUGCCACUGCUGGAUUUGCGGCAACUUCAGCCAGUCCUACCACCAGUAUAAGUAGUUUCAAUUCAAAUACUUCCUGUGAGAAAGAUGCAGCAAGAACCUACCACGAGAAAAGGCGCAAGGAAGCAAGAGCCAAGCUUCAAAAGCGGAUGACUUCUGUUGGUCACUUUUCUUUGGUGUCUCAGACGGAGAACAAUCCCAGUGUAUCAUCCUUUUUCAUGACUUUGGUAGGCGAAAAGCCAGGAUUUACCACUAAAGAUUUCCAAGAGCUUUGGAAAGAACGAGGAAUGAAAGAACGACAUCCCAGAUUUCAUUAUACGGUAUCAGAGGAUAAUCCCAACCAUUUUGAACCCGAGAAACAAGAUGAUCAUGUGAAGGAAACAUUCUUUCCGUAUGCGUAUCGAAAAGAUAUCCAAGGUCGCAUCGAAGCAUUGCAGACCCAACCAUUGAAUGUACACGACAAAACUUGGGACGUUCAAAUUGCAGCAUCGGGACCGUUAGGAGUCAGUGGUUCCACCAAUGCCAAUGUUUUGCGCGAUGACGAUUACGAUGAUGACUUGGUCGAAUCGAUUGUCUUUUUUCGAGGACAUCAUGCGCUGGGAGACGGUGUCUCCUUGUUUAGUGCCGUUCUCGAUCUGUGCGACGAAGCGGAAGAGUUUCGAGAAUUAAUCAAACGAGAGCUCAAGAAACGAUUUCGGAAAAGUGGCGACAAAUCCCUGCUGGAGCGACUAGCCAGCAAACUCCAAAAGUUUAUCUCGUUUUGGAUGGGUGUGCUGCAAGCGAUGCUCUACCAGGGACAGUUGUACCUGUGGACACUGGUCGAAUCGAAUCCGAUGAGACAAUUGCACAAAUGGGCGUUGCAAGAAACGGGCGGAGUCGACCCACCCAAACGAACCAUCUCCUACAGCAUGGCAGCACCGGUGGAACAGGUGAAAUGGGUGGCACAGACACUCUGCGGCAAAAAGGCUACGGUCAACGAUGUCUUUGUCAGUUGUGUCAGUGCCGCCAUUGCGCGACAACUCCAGGAACACCGAUUACGGGUGGGUGUCCUGAAUGAUGUGGCGGUCGAAACCAAUGCACGUCGCCGGCGACGCCGAUUGAGUCAAAUGGCGAGCAUGAACAUUGUCAUGCCAGUGCAUUUAUACGGUGGAAUUUUGCUCCCUGGGCAGUCUCUGGGCAACCGCAUUGGAGCCAUGGUGGCCAGAGUACCGGGAGAGAAGACUGUGGAUUGCGUGGAUCGGCUGGACAAAGUACACGGGACGCUACAUACUUUGAAACAGACACCGACGCCCUUGCUUUCCUAUUUGCUCGUCCGUGUGACAUCCUCACUAUCGGGAACUCUGCUGCCCAAUUUCUUGACUCAAUACUUGUUUUCCAAGGCAAAUGCGAAUGCGGUCGCCGUCGUCAGCAAUGUUCGUGGACCCCCCAAGCCUAUCCACGUCAAGGGUCGGCUGGUACAAUCCGUGCACGGAUUUGUGCCCUUGCCUCCUGGAGUUCCCAUAGGCGUGGUAGUUUCGAGUUAUGCUGGUGAUGUCAAGCUCUCAUUGUCGGCAGAACCGUGGGCCGUGCCAGAUGGUGAUAAAUUCUUGUUGUACGUUUUGGAGGAAUACCAAGCGUUGCUGGAACAAGCAAAGCAAAAAGCAGCUAGCACUUAGAACUUGAGCGUAGUGCAGGAUAUCAAAUUAGUAUAGAACUCCUGAGAGAAAGCUUAUUAGAAUUGGAAUUCACGUUU